GAGCGUCUUCCAAAGAUGGCGGGCGUCACCGAUCCGCUGGAAGAUGUGCUGUAUUCAGCAGUGGACGAGAAAGCCGUCAGUGACCUGGUGGGUUCGUUAGAAUCGCAGUUGGGCUCGCAGAACAAAACGGAGAGCGAGGGGCGCAGAGCUGGGGUUCCGCAGACCGGCAGCACUAGCAGCAGCGGCAGCAGUAAGUUGGUGAAAGCGCAGGCGGUGGAAGCGGGAAGCGAGAACGGGGCACAGAGGGCACCAUCCAUCAACAACUCCUUACCUGUACCAGUCAGCGCAGUGGGCAUCAUGACUACCACCCGGAUGCAGCCCAACGUUACCAUAGUACCAAAGCCGGUGGCUCCGGGGCACGCAACUUCUCCCAACUGUUCAAGUGACGCAGCAGUAGUGGCAUCAUCAUUAACUGCUGAUGCCCUUUCUAACACCAAUCACUUAGGAGCAUCUACACGAGCUGGUGAGAAUGGCAGUGGCGCCACUCAACCUGCCAGCACUCCUCUACCAGGAUUGCAGGGUAGUGUGAAUGGUGCUGGCAUUGGCACCACUUCCAAUGGCACAAACUCUCCUUUUCCUUCUGUCCAGUCUAAUCAUGUACUAUCCCAACCUGCAUGCCCUUCUCCAGUUCCUACUCUCGCCCUGCACCGGCCUCCACCCAGCGCUCCUGACCCCAAACUGCCUGUCCAGACUGCACCUAUUACCACAAAUCCAGGUUUGAUCAGACCCAUCCCCGCUCCCCAAACCUCCCAGAUCAAAACCAUUGUCCCGAACCAGCUCGCUGGUACCUCUGUGGCUGUGCGUUCCCCUCUACUUAAACCAGUUGCCCCACACAUGCCCACGAGUGCCUCAGGUACCACGCUUCCAGUAGCAAGCACGGCGUCCGUUCUGGUCAAGCCAGAUGCAGGCCAGGCUGCAGGCAUAUUGAGACCGGCGACUCCAGUUCCAGCGCCAAGCUUGGUGCGACCCGGGGUUGCUGCAGCACCAGCGCCUAGGGCUGUAGCCCCUCAGGUCAUGGUCAGACCCCAACAACAGACCACCAUUCAGUUACCACCGGGAUUCACCAUUCCACAGGGCAUGGUGUUGGUCCGAACAGAAACCGGUCAGCUGGUGCUGGUUCCUCAACAGGUUUUGGCCCAGGCUAAAGCUCAGACUAAAGCGGCUUUGUCUCCUACACCUGCACCCUCACCGACCACCACAGCUGGAGCCACGUUCAGGGUCACAACUUCUGUACAGCCAUCGCCUGUAACUUCACAAGCCAUCCGGCCAAUUCCCCCUGCCCAGGCAAAAGUGGUACAGGCAGCAACCCCUAUCAGCCCUGCUCCACAGAGCCCAGUGGUGACGGUGAGUACUACUCCGAAGCCCAGCGCCCCCACUGUUAUCACAACUGGAGCUCGGAUCCAGACUCCUCAGACGCUCGUGAAACCCGGAUGCACAGUUUCAGCACCCGCUGCUCCUACGGCAGGAGUCCCUGGUCUCUCUCAGGAAAUGCAAGAGAAUGUGAAAAAGUGCAAGAACUUCCUAGCUACGUUAAUUAAACUGGCGUCCCAUAACUCUCCCUCUCCAGAGACGUCACGGAACGUGAAGGCACUUGUGCAGGAUCUGCUGGAUGCCAAAAUCGAGCCUGAGGAAUUUACGAAUCGCCUGCAAACAGAGCUAAAGUCAUCUCCUCAACCCUACCUCAUCCCCUUUUUAAAGAAAAGUCUACCUGCUCUGCGCAUAACCCUGUUGAACUCUCAGCAGUCUCUAACUCAGCUUGCCCAAGCCUCUGUACCCCCAAGCCCGCUGACUGUAAACGCCAUUAAAGCUCCACCUCCUCGCUCCCUGGCACCCACUGUCCGACCCACCAUCACACCAGACAAUGCUGCCACGGCGAUUAAGAGGCCAGGAGUGCAGCCUGUUCCCGUACGGAUGCCCGUAGUGAUCACCCAGACCAUCCGGCCUCAAGGCACAGUGGUAAGAGGACCAGCAGUACCAGUGGGUGUUGCUUUGCAAGCAUCAGCCAAUCAGAAACAGAAGUUGAAUGAUCCGGGAGGUGGAACUUUCAGAGAUGAUGACGACAUUAACGACGUGGCAUCCAUGGCGGGCGUGAACCUGAACGAAGAAAACGCCCGUAUAUUAGCCACAGGCUCUGAGCUGGUGGGCACACAAAUCCGCUCCUGCAAAGAUGAGUCAUUUCUGCCAGCUAAUCUUCUCCACAAGCGCAUCCUUGAGAUCGCACGAAAGUUUGGAGUGAGUGAUGUGAUGGGGGACGUGGUGAGUCUGGUGUCCCAUGCUACGGAAAACAGGUUGCGCUCCAUGCUGGAGAAUGUUUCAGCUCUCGCAAGACAUCGAACAGAAGCCUGCAAGGAUGAGGAGCAGCACGAGCAGUCGUCUGAUGUAAGAACGCAGCUGAAGUUCUUCGAGCAGCUGGAGAGGAUGGAGAAACAGCGUAAGGAUGAUGAAGAAAGGGAGAUCCUGCUCAAAGUGGCCAAAAGUCGUUCCAGGCAAGAAGACCCUGAGCAGGCUCGGCUAAAGCAGAAAGCUAAAGAGAUGCAGCAGCAAGAACUGGCUCAGAUCAGACAGCGUGAUGCUAAUCUAACCGCCCUCGCCGCUAUAGGACCACGCAAAAAACGCAAACUGGACUCUCCUGGUGCUUCUGGAGCAGAGGCAUCUGGAAGCUCUUCGGGCACGGCGGGUGCCUCAUCGUCCUCCUCGUCUCGGCAGGUGAGGCAGCGGAUCACGCGGGUGAACCUCAGGGACUUGAUUUUCUGCCUGGAGCAGGAACGAUCCACAUCCCGCUCACUGCUUCUCUACAAGGCUCUGCUCAAAUAAAACCUCUGCCAGGCUGGAACUGCACCUCCAUCUCUUCUCUUCCUCUCUCCAUGCUUCUGUCUCUGGCCUCGACCCCAACUCCCCCCUUAUCGUUUGAUCCGCGAGGUCCUUCACUUCUGAACCACUUCCCACAUGCCUCAUGCAUCUUUCUGUGUGCCUUCAGGCGAAGCUGGGACGUAAUCACUGAUCCUGUCUUUGCUUUAAGACGAAUGUGUGAGGUUCAUGCUCCUAACACACCGCUAUAUUCAGGAAGUGAAUGAAAGCCAUGAAGAAAGAGUCAUGUGGGGAUGAUAGCAGCUUUUCUGUUCCCUCUUACCUUUUAUUGCAGUUGGCCUUUGGUACAGGAGUCUGCGUAUAGGAGAAUUAGAUUUUUUUAUGUGAUAUUUGUAUCUAUUAUGAUUUUACAUUCAAGUUUAAAUCUCUGCUUGGUUUAUCAGUUUUUAACUUAAAUGCCUCCUUUGCAAUAUGGACACUGGAAGUGUGAAUGUAUAGUUUUUUUUUUUUUUUAGCAGUCUAACAAAUUCUUAAAUAUUUUAAUAACUUAUGACCUUUUUUACCUCCAACACAUACAGACAUGAUUUGUUUAGAUCUAAACUGAUCUUACUUUAUGAUUAUGCAAAAUGAAGGAUCUCUGCUGUCCUUUGUUCAUAUCAGAUGCCGUUUUUGUAAUUCAGAGACAGUAUUUUGUCACGCUCCUGUGUGUGUGUGUGUGUAUGAGAGGGAGAGCGAGAGAGAUGGACAGUGCGAGUGCGUAAAAGAGUGUGUUUGAGAGAGAGAUUGAGAGAGCAAGUGUGUGUGUAAGAGAGAGAGAGAGAUGGACAGCGCGAGUGUGUGAAAGUGUGUUUGAGAGAGCAAGUGUGUGUGAAAGAGAAAUUAAAAGAAUAAAUGUGAGCGUGUGUAUGUGUGUGAGAGAAAUAGUGUGUGUGUAGGAGAGAGAAAUUGUGAGUGAGUUUGAGAGAGAAAUUAAGAGAAAAAGUCUGUCUGUGUUAGAGAAAUUGUAAGUAUGUGUGUGUGAGAGAGAGAAGUGUGUGUGUGUGUGUGUGUGAGAGGGAGAGAGAUUGUGAGUGUGUGUGAGAGAGAAAUUUAAAGUGUGUGAGAGAGAUAUAGUGUGUGUGUGAGAGAACAUGUGUGUGUGUGAGAGAAAUUGAGAAAGUGUGAGAGAGAGAUAUAAAUAUAUUGUGUGUAUGUGUGUGUACGUGCACAUGUGAGUGUGUGUAUAUGAGAGAAAUAUAGUGUGUAUGUGCACUAGUAAGUGUGUGUAUGUGAGAGAAAUUGAGCAAGUGUGUGUGUGAGAGAUAUUGUGUGUGUGUGUAUGCAAGAGAAGUUAAGAGUGUGUGUGUGUAUGCAAGAGAAGUUAAGUGUGUGUGUGUGUAUGCAAGAGAAGUUAAGUGUGUGUGUGUGUAUGCAAGAGAAGUUAAGUGUGUGUGUGUGAGUAAUUGAGACAGUAAGUGUGAGAGUGUGUAUGUAUGUGUGUGAGAGAGUGAGUGUAUGAGUGUGUGUGUGUGGGGUGUUGGAUAAACAUGCUGUGAAGAGUCAGGAUGCAGAAAAGUGGCACGGUGCCAUCUGUAAUGAGAGGGCAGCCAGAAUUUCAUUCAAAUGAAAUUCAAACGAGGUUUGAGGUAAAAAAAAAAAAAAAAAAAAAAAAAAAGCUCAUCAGUUUUUACUCAUCAAUAAACUGUAUUUAAAGUUCACAGCAGAUCAAAGCCGAUAAAUAAGAUCAAACAUUUCUGUCUUCAGCGUUGUACUAAAGUGGUAGAGUGAUUGACUAGAUCUGUAGGCCUGUCACAAUAACAUUUCAGCUGAAUAUUAUCAUACUUAUAAUUUAGAUUAAUCAUUAAAUUGGCUUUUUUUACUGUAUAUUGUUUUAUAAUAAAAGCAUAACUGUGAUGUCAUAAAGCACAUUUACUGAACAGGGUAAUAUAAAUUAUUAAUGCUACCUAAUAUUAGAGACGUCCUGAUCCGAUAGCAGAGAUGCUGUAAUGCUUAAAAACCAACGGUUAAUUACCACCACUAAUUACUGUUAGUGUAGUUUUAAAGAUGUUAUUUAUGGUUUCUGUUGUUACGUUAUUAACCCAUUAAACUAAAAUGUAGGGAACUAGUUCAGCUCCAAUAAGGAACUAGGACUAGCUCAAUAAAAUAAAAAAUAAUAAUUUAAAGUACUGUGAUUAACUUGUAUUAUUUUUCAUGCUGCAGUGCUCAGUGCCUGCACACACGUGAAUGUAAUUCUCGUCACUGACUGUUUUGCCCAUUUCAACCUCCCAAAAAUAUGCAGUUAAUAGAUGUGGAUCAUGAUCUUAACAAGGAUAAAAUGUGCAACCAAGAAUUUAAGAAAGUCAUAAAAAUGAUUCUUGUUCUCAUUUCCAGUAGGAAAGGUCCGGUCAGCUUGUGGUUGUGCACAGUUAGCUUAAUUUGUUGAUGUACAGGUGGAAAAACACAGGCGCGUUUACAUUUACAGCAUUUACGCACUUUUAUCCAAAGUGACUUACAAAUGUCACCGAAACAAUGCAAGCAGUUUUUAAUUUAAUAAGGGCCUUGCUUAGUGGCCCAACAUUGGCAGCUUGGCGUUAGGUGGUGCUUGUACCAGUGACCUUCCCUAAUCACUGAUCUAGUACCUUAACCACAAAGCUGCCACUGCCUUGGUAGGUUGGAUUCCGACUGAUACAACACAGAUCAUCCCAAACUAUCCCAACAAAACGUUGUUUGUAUAACCAACUUCCCUGCUGAGGAUUACUGUGAGGCUUUAGUGUCUGAUCAGAGCUCUGGGAGAAUUGGAACACAAUGAAUAAAUAGGAAAUCAAAAGAAGGACGUCAGUACUAAAUAAUACUUGAGCCGCUUGCACAUUAUUAAUAGAUCAAAACUACAGACAGCAAAAUCAUUUCUAUAAAUUUUUUCAUUAUUAAAUAAAAUCUGUUGCUCAAAUAAUGAUACCAAUUGUGACAGGCCUUGAUCUCAGUAAUACAUCAGUAUAAAUAAAUGAAUUUUAAAAUGAAUAAAUUUGAGAACAUUUAUGAUUUUUAAGGACAUGAAUUGACUGUUUUGUGAACUUUUUUUAAUCUGUUCAUUAUUCUAUCUGAUCCCAACCUGAAAUUCCCUGUUUUUCUCUGAAGUGAGGCUGGUUUUGUUGAAUGACAGACCAGCACACAAUCAAGUGUUGCUGAUUAGAGGGUCAGGGUUUGAUUAUUUUAUAUGUUGUAUUGUCUACAAAGACCAUAUAUCUAUUAUAAACGCUAUAUUUUUUUGCAAAAUUGAGCAAUUUUUAAAUGUUUGGCUGGUUUGAAAAAAGUGUUCAUCUCUAUGAUAUUUGUACUAUUUUGUAAAAGAAUAAAGUU
Messenger RNA from Trichomycterus rosablanca, 6144 nucleotides. It is a transcript of the gene taf4l, whose product is annotated as transcription initiation factor TFIID subunit 4. The transcript has 15 exons. Gene Ontology annotation, biological process: DNA-templated transcription; transcription initiation at RNA polymerase II promoter. Lineage: Eukaryota; Metazoa; Chordata; Actinopteri; Siluriformes; Trichomycteridae. Gene Ontology annotation, molecular function: RNA polymerase II general transcription initiation factor activity; DNA binding; protein heterodimerization activity. Gene Ontology annotation, cellular component: transcription factor TFIID complex. The coding region runs from base 16 to 2814 and encodes 932 amino acids. The record is from RefSeq and is a predicted model, not a curated record.